This is a messenger RNA of Daphnia carinata, 1237 nucleotides long. RefSeq names its product G patch domain-containing protein 4-like. Gene Ontology annotation, molecular function: nucleic acid binding. The record is from RefSeq and is a predicted model, not a curated record. Gene Ontology annotation, biological process: regulation of ribosome biogenesis. The transcript has 3 exons. Bases 141 to 1178 code for a protein of 345 amino acids. NCBI's taxonomy places the organism in Eukaryota, Metazoa, Arthropoda, Branchiopoda, Diplostraca, Daphniidae. Gene Ontology annotation, cellular component: nucleolus.
UUAGCAGUUGUCUGCAAUGGCAGCAUCCACGUGAAUGACGGGCUGUUUGUCGAACAACGUGCUCACUGUAAUACUGGCAAAGGUCUCUUUGUAAAAUACCGGUGCUUUAAUUAGUAUUUUAAAUUCACAGUUAGUUCAUCAUGGAGUCGAAGGGGAUGCAAAAUGCCAGAAAAAUGUUGGAAAAGCUUGGAUGGUCUGAAGGCAGUGGACUGGGACUGAAUGAAAAUGGGAUUACAGAAGCUAUCAAGCCAUCUGCCAAAUUUGACCUGUCUGGAAUUGGCCACAAGACUUAUAAUGACUUUCAGUGGUGGGAUCAUGCAUUCAACAAAGCUGCUCAAGCAUUUGAUAUCAAAGUCACAGAUGACCAAGGAGCUAUUGUUGAAAAGACGAAGACUGUAGGAAAAAUCAAAACAAAAAAAGGAAGUUCAAACGUAAAUCAGGCUGAUUUAGCAUAUGGAGUCUUCCAUAAAACUGGAACAUUACACAAUGGUAUAAUAGAGUCCAAGGAAAACAGUGUCGAGCUGAAAGAGGAAACUGACUACUCCCUUAAGUUGAGUGAUGAGGAGCUUUUCAAGCUUUGCAAUGGAUUAACUGCACAUAAAGGUGCCAGACAUGGGCUCACAGCUAGGGGAAAACUAGCAAGAAUAGCUAUGCAAGAAGCUGCAUUGCUAGCAAGUAUGAAUGCCAAUGACAACAAGAUACCUCACCAACCAGAAACAAAGAAGAAAAAAAAAAAAUCAGCAAAAUGCAGCAAGGAUGAAAAUGUGAACCAGACACCUAGUGAAUGUGGUACACUUGUAUCCUGUGUUGAGAAUAUAAAUCUGUGUGAAAAAUUAACCAAACUCAAGAAGAAGAAGAAAUCAAGGAAAGAAACAGAAUGUGAAGUGGGUGAAUCAGAUAUAUGUGAAAAUGCUCUGAUAUCAGUUCAUGAAAAAGACCUUGUUCAUAAUAAAGCUGAGAAAAGACAAAAGAAGAAGGCCGACAAAUAUCGAAAUGGCAAUGAUGAAAACUUAUUGUCUGAACCCAUAGAAGAAAUCAGUCAAGAACCCCCCAAGAAAAAGAAAAAAUCCAAGAACUAUGAAAGUGAAUCACACCAUCUCCUGUUAGAAGAAUCUGUGGAACAAAUUGGUGAAGAACCUAAAAGGAAAAAAAAGAAAAAAUCUUCUCAAAGUGUUUGACAGUUAACGACCAUGUACAUGAAUUUCCUAGGAAUGAUAAAUUAAACGUUAUCAACGAA